Messenger RNA from Centropristis striata (black sea bass), 4180 nucleotides. It is a transcript of the gene znf507, whose product is annotated as zinc finger protein 507. Lineage: Eukaryota; Metazoa; Chordata; Actinopteri; Perciformes; Serranidae. The transcript has 7 exons. The record is from RefSeq and is a predicted model, not a curated record. Gene Ontology annotation, biological process: regulation of transcription by RNA polymerase II. Bases 124 to 3453 code for a protein of 1109 amino acids. Gene Ontology annotation, molecular function: RNA polymerase II cis-regulatory region sequence-specific DNA binding; DNA-binding transcription factor activity.
AUAUUCCAUCCUCGCCAUUUUGCAAUGUGGGAGACAGGGAGGCCACUUUUUUAUGGCUAACGAUUAAAACAAAGCAGUUUUAUGUGUUGAGGACAAAGAGCGUCGAGCCUUCCCGUGUCAGUCAUGGAGGAGAUCAGCAAUGUAGCUGUACUUAUAACCCACUCCUCCACUGCCUCCUCUUCCUCCUCCUCUCCGCCAGCACUGGGAUCCCUCUCUCAAACACAAACCCAGCAAGACGUAGAGGAGGACAGCUCCCAGAGCUUUCAGCAGAAACAAGCUGCAGAUUCUCUCAUCCAGGUCAUUGAGAAGCUCAGCAAAAUUGUGGAGAAAAGGCCUCAGCGCCGCUGCACCUUGGCUGGACAUAAAAGAGCCUCCUCUGCAGGGGGAGGAGGAGGAGGUGAGGAGGGGACGAGGGGGAGCAGAGGAGGCUCUCCCUUUAAGAAAAUUAAGAGGAACUAUAAGGGGCAAGAGAACACAGAGGAGGUGUUAUUAGAUGGCAGCAGGGCUGGUGGCGUUCUUUCUUCACCCAUUUCAGGUGACAGUAACAACAACAUCACCUCCCUGGUCGCCGAGGUAACAGACAACCCCAACAGCAGCAGCAACAAGCGGACAGUGACAUGCUAUCAGUGCAGCCUCUGCCCCUAUCUCUCCCAAACACUGCCCCUGCUGAAGGAACACCUGAAGCAACACAACGAGCAGCCCAAUGACCUCAUCCUCAUGUGCUCAGAGUGUCGCUUCACCUCCAGAGACCAGGGGCAGCUGGAGGCCCACGUCAGGCUGCACCUCGACAACGGCGGCAAUUCCACCUUGUCGGAUAUCUACAGCGAGGGAAAGGAAACGGUUAUAAGGAAUCAGGAGGGCGAGUGGACUGUGAGCGGUGGCAGCAUAGGAACCGAGGUGAUCAAAAACUCAUUGGACAGUUCCAAGGAGCUACCGCAGAAGAAGAAGUGGUACAGCUACGAGGAGUAUGGAUUGUACCGCUGCUUGAUCUGCAGCUACGUGUGCAGCCAGCAGCGAAUGCUCAAGACCCACGCCUGGAAGCACGCUGGCCUGGUCGACUGCUCUUACCCCAUCUUUGAGGAUGAAGACGUGGCAACCGCGAGGAGAGAGGUCCAGACUGCGGCGAACGCGGCUGCAGCCAGAGAGGAAGUAGUCGUGCUUUCCCCAGUUCUUCAAGAGAAAAACCUGCAAAAGCUGCCUACCGCCUUCAAGCUCCAGCUCUGCGUGCCAAUGGCUGUCGAAAACAAACAGAACGUGUCGAAUCAUCCGGUUUCUACUCUCGGUGAAAGUCCAAAACCAGAGGAAGAGGAGGAAAGUGUGUACCCGAUGAAAGAAGAGCCAAUGGUGGAGGUGCAGGUGACGACGGAGGCGGAGUCUGAGGUGGAGAUUCACAGUCACCAUGACAACGCCUCUAUCCCGGACAGCUUACUGUCAUCAGCUCAGAAGAUUAUCAACAGCAGUCCCAACAGCGCCGGCCAUAUCAAUGUGAUCGUAGAACGGCUUCCAUCAGCGGAGGAUUCUGUCAUGGCGACUAACCCGCUUCUUCUCAGCCCGGAUGUGGACCGGGACAAGAGCUUACUGGAGGCGGUGGAGGAGGAGGAGCGGGGCCAUGUGGACGCUAUAAAGGACAAGGAGGUCCCUGGCUGCAGUGAGGGGACCACUACUGACAGCCAGCCACUAGGAGCUGAUAUUAAACCCUCUGUUGCUAUCGGUAACGACUCACCACGGGAUGAAAACAUCCCCCCAGCUGGUCGCAAGAGGACACAUUCUGAGUCUCUCCGCCUGCACUCUCUGGCGGCGGAGGUCCUGGUAGCUAUGCCUAUGAGGACCCCCGAGCUCCCCACCUCCAGCUCCAAGGUAAGUCUAAAGACCACUACCACUCAGACACAAAGCCCUACCACAGGCCAGAAACUUGUCGAGGUGACUACAGCUGGACAGAAGGCUUCUGACGUAGAGACAACAGCCGCACUACUGGACUUGGAGAUUCACAGCGAGGGCAGAGAGGAAGAUCUGGGUUCCCUGUGCCUGGGGGAGGGAGAUGAAGAGGGCCCCGCCAUCAAAGCUGGCAUCAGCCUGUCGCUGCUCACCGUCAUCGAAAGACUCAGAGAGCGCUCGGACCAGAACGCCUCAGAUGAGGACAUCUUAAAAGAGCUUCAGGACAAUGCGCAGUUCCAAAACGGAGCCAUGGCCGGAGUGGUCACAGGGAACGGAGCUGGGAGCUACAUGUGUAGCAUCCCGGGUGUGGACGGAUUGGUCGCCUCUUCUGAUGGCGGUCUGGUGGACUACAUCCCCGGCAGUGAACGGCCGUACCGCUGCCGCCUGUGUCGCUACAGCAGCGAUAACAAGGGCUACAUUAAACAGCACCUACGGCUGCACAGGCAGAGGCAGCCGUAUCAGUGUCCCAUCUGUGAGCACAUCGCCUCGGACAGUAAGGACCUGGAGAGCCACAUGAUCCACCACUGUAAGACCAGGAUGUACCAGUGCAAGCAGUGCCCAGACGCCUUCCACUACAAGAGCCAGUUAAGAAAUCAUGAAAGGGAGCACCGCAGCUUCAGUGGUGACAUGGCCGCCCUCACACCAGUCACUGAAACCAUGGCCAUGGUGGAGGAAGCUGAGCGAAUAACAGAUGAAGAAUGUGGUCUGCAGAAGAUGUAUAAGUGUGAUGUGUGCGACUACACCAGCUCUACUUAUGUUGGAGUGAGGAACCACCGUCGGAUUCAUAACUCUGACAAGCCUUAUCGGUGCUGUAGCUGUGAUUUUGCCACCACCAACAUGAACAGUUUAAAGAGCCACAUGAGGAGGCACCCUCAGGAGCACCAGGCCGUGCAGCUAACGGAGCAGUACAGGUGCUCGCUGUGUGGCUAUGUGUGCAGUCAUCCCCCGUCUCUCAAAUCCCACAUGUGGAAACACGCUGGAGACCAAAACUACAACUACGAGCAAGUCAACAAAGCCAUUAACGAGGCCAUCUCCCAAAGCAGCCGAGCUCCUCAGAAGUUGACUGCGGUGCUGGAGUCGGUGGCAGAGCGCCCUGCGGGGACCCCGCUCUCAAAGGACAAAGCAAAGGGUCCAGUGGAGCCGCUGCCAGCACCCACAUCCACAACAACAACGACAACAACAACAACGACAGCAGGCCUGGCUGUGGACAGCUCAGCAGGUCAACCCACGCCCACCACAGACCCUUCACAGUGGCCUGGUGAGCCCCCAGCCCCCCAGGGACAGAAGGACCCUGCUCAGGCCCAGAGCCAGCCUCGCCCCGGCCAGGCCCCCGGCCCGGGCCCCGGCAUGGAAUACUGUGUGCUCUUGUUCUGCUGCUGCAUCUGUGGCUUUGAGUCCACCAGUAAAGAGCGUCUGAUGGAGCACAUGAAGGAUCACGAGGGAGACAUCAUCAGCAUCAUCCUCAACAAGGAGCAGCAGCAAGCAGAAGCACAACCAGGCCUCCAGACCACAGAGUGAGACCUGCCCCCCCUCCCUCCUUUUAUAUUAACACUGACCUGCUGCCCACAGAAACAUUUCAUUCUCUUUCUUUACCUCAAGGUGGUUGCGGUGGAAAUCAAAGGUGUAAAAAUGUCCGUCUACUGUACUGUAGCAGUCAAUUGUCAUUUCUCCAAAUGUCCUCGAGUUUCGGCGGGUUGAGGACUGCGAUUACUGCUGGCCAACGCAGACACCUUGAGAAAAAUGAUGAAAUUAUUUCGUGAGUGGCAUAUCCUUCAAAAGGAAUGUUUAAAAAAAAACAUUGUUAAAAACCGUGUCAAAUAGCUUGACAUUGGAGAGAUGUUUGGAGAAAAGUGGUUUAGAUUUCAAGGGAAAUCAAGCUCGAGCUCUAACCCAAGUUUAUAUUUCAACAUACAGGGACUAGUUCAUACCUCACAAAACCACACAAUCCCUCACCAGAAAUGGAAAAAAAAAAUCCAAUAUUUUCCUGUCUAGUUCAUAUAUUGACCAUAAGGCAGCUCUUUUCUUGCUACUGUAAUAUUUAAUGUGUUUGAUCGGACACAGUUGAGGCUCUAGCCUAGUUAAGGAGGUACAUGUGCAAACUCACCAAUGCCAAGGCAUGUAUCACAGCUUGAAUAUGAUUUCAUAUUUAUCACUUUAUUUUUAUGCAUGUUUCUGUUAUGCCAAUUUAAAGAGGCAAAUGUUAAUUAUUAUUAUUUGCAUUUUUCUGUAUGAGUAACUGUAAUUU